CAAGCUCUCUUUUUCGAAUACUCCCAUUCGACCAUGUUACCUUGAAAUUCACUCGUUGCUCUUCUUAUCCUUCUAUCUACACCAUACCUCACGCACUUACUGUGGGAUAAAAUCAUAUAAUCAGCAAGAUGGCUGCUAAACGGGUCGUUGUCGCGGGUGGUAAUGGUUUCUUGGGUUCGAGAAUCUGCAAGUCUGCCGUCGCUAGGGGCUGGUCGGUCACGUCACUUAGUCGCUCGGGCGAACCGCGGUGGGAUGCCGUCACAGACUCGGUCAGUCGCCCGAGCUGGGCGAGCUCCGUCGAAUGGGCCAAGGCCGAUAUCCUCAAACCCGAGACAUACAAGGCUUUCCUGAAUGGCGCCACGGCCGUGGUCCACAGUAUGGGCAUUCUCCUCGAGGCGGAUUACAAAGGAGUCGUGCAGGGCAGGGAGCCGAUUCUCAGUGGCCUACAAAGGGCCUUCAGCGCCUCGAGGCCUGGCAGUCAGGAUCUCCGGGGGAGACGAGAGGGCGAGCCGCUUGAGGUCCGGGACCGCAGCGGGCAGUUUACAUACGAGCUGAUGAACAGAGAUUCCGCUAUCGCGCUCGCCCAGGAGACACACCACGAGCGGGUUCCUACCUUUGUCUACAUUUCUGCUGCGUCGGGAGCGCCGGUCCUUCCCAGUCGGUACAUCACAACCAAGAGAGAAGCGGAGUCGAUCAUAGCAGCGCAGCUACCGGAACUUCGGAAUGUGUUCGUGCAGGCACCCUUUAUGUACGAUGAGAGUAGAAAGUUCACCCUGCCGAUUGCGCUCGGUGGCUUUGUCGGAUCCCAGGUCAAUGCUCUGCUGGGGAACAAGCUUGAUUUUCUUGGCUCGAUGGUAACUAAGCCACUCAAGGUGGACGACGUAGGGGAAGCUGUGGCAGAGGCCCUCGAAGAUGAGUCUGUUCGCGGAGCAUUGGGGGUACAAAAGAUCGAAGCCCUAGCCACGAAGGCCUGGAGAAAAAGCAUGCUUUGAGCAUUGGUUUAAUCACACGAAUGAUAAAGAGCCCCGGUGUGCAACAAGCCCUUCACAAUGUUGAGGGGUGGACCGACCACUGCUUGAAUCGCUGACUGUUGGCUGUAUUCGAGACGAGUUUGGUUAUUCAAGCAUGAGGCAGCUCUUGGAAGGAUUGCAGAGCGACACUGCUUCAAGGUGGAGUGGAAGCAAUGAAGUGCUGCUGGUAUAGUGUAUUUGUACAGGGAAGGCUACCAAUCGAUACCCCUAGACGAAAUCUUUCCCCUACGAUUUCUGUCAACCUCAGAA
This is a messenger RNA of Aspergillus japonicus CBS 114.51, 1280 nucleotides long. RefSeq names its product ubiquinone biosynthesis protein COQ11 (gene horA). NCBI's taxonomy places the organism in Eukaryota, Fungi, Ascomycota, Eurotiomycetes, Eurotiales, Aspergillaceae. The coding region runs from base 129 to 992 and encodes 287 amino acids. The transcript has 5 exons. Gene Ontology annotation, cellular component: mitochondrion. Gene Ontology annotation, molecular function: protein-containing complex binding. The record is from RefSeq and is a predicted model, not a curated record.